UACACGUGUGUCGUCGACAAAGAAGAUGAUAGUUAACGCGAGAGUGCUUGCAUCGGUCGCACUGGUAACCUACGGCGUGUGCGCUCAUACUGCCGACAUUCGAGAUUCUUACAAAAGAACUAACGAUAAAAAUUAUGCCGGAUCCAUGUUGGCUGAUAUCGCAAAGGAAUUCAUACAAAGAUCAACGACCAGUAGUCAGGUGCUGAAUUUAAAUCUCUCGAACUUGCUGCUACUUUUGGUGCUUAAAGCGGUUGUGUUUGGUGCCGGCUAUAUAGGACAUCAUGGUUACAAGGGACGUGAAUUAGAGGAUGAAAAUAUCGUGUCGGAAGGUGAACUUGCAUUAGCGCUUGGAUAUCUGAUUGGUGACACCUGUUUGUACAGAGCAGCUUGCGAAGAGCCACACAUUGCGAGAGAGUAUCUCGGCGCGGCAGAAAUGCUCUUGCAAACAAUGAAGUUGAUACCACAGAGCUUACCUGCAGAGCUCAGCUAUGAGAAGACAAUGGAAGAGUUUCGGAAGGCGAUUGAAUACGGCACUAUCGAGCAUUGUCCUCCGGAGUACAGCUGCAAGAAAGAGAAUAUAAAUAAUUUCUUGCAAAGCGAAAAACGAUAAGGCAAAUGUCGUAUUUAUCAAACAUUUCGUAAUUCUGUUUUAUUUUCUUAGGUUAACCUAUAAAAA
Temnothorax curvispinosus is the source of this 676-nucleotide messenger RNA. RefSeq lists its product as uncharacterized. The transcript is spliced from 4 exons. NCBI's taxonomy places the organism in Eukaryota, Metazoa, Arthropoda, Insecta, Hymenoptera, Formicidae. The record is from RefSeq and is a predicted model, not a curated record. The coding region runs from base 26 to 610 and encodes 194 amino acids.